GGGCGGCCGCGCGGCCCCGCCCGGCGCCCACCGCCCUGCCCUCGCCUGUCUCCUCCUUUCCCCGGGGCUCCGCUGAGUUCAUUCACUGGGAUUGGUUUCAAGUGACGCCAUCUCUUUAUUUUUAAACCAAUGACCUCAUCCGCGCUUGAAGUUUCCUGACCAGCGACUCUUUCUCUUUCCCCCCAACCCCCCACCCCACCCCCCCGCCUUUCCCCCUCUUUCUGCGUAUCGCUGUUUGGGGGGCUUUCACCAGUUUUUAAACGAUUAUUAUCACCUCUCCCUCCCCCCUCCGCUUUCCCCACGCGGCCCCCCACCUUCACCUCCCCAAGUUCUUCACCCCUUUCAACAUUGUUUUUUCAAGGCUGAUGGGGGGGUAGUGGAAGAGAAAGAGUAAAGAAAAGUUGCAAACGUCUCUUCUCUGCCUAAGCCUCCCGCCCCCACCCACCUCGCAGAGAAGGAGAAGAUAAUAUAGUGAAAAGAAGAGGAGGAGGAGGAGAGCGCGACGGGACGGACGCGGGCGCGAGCGCAGCCUCCCUCCCGGCUCCGCGGCGGCGCCUCGCCAGUCCGGGAGGCGCGGGGGCCCGAGGGGAGACGUCGUGACAACUUUCGUUUCCCCCAGACGGCGUCGGGAGGUCGGCGGCCCCCAAAAUGAGGAAACUAAGACCUUAGAGAGACUGAGUAAUUGAUCCAAAUCCCAAAGCAAGUAAGAAGUGGUGCUAGAACUGGAGCUGAAAUCUGCUGACUCCUUCUCAGGCUUUUCAGUUCAGUGCGAAGCUGUCAGAGCGAGGGAGCAAAGGUAAAGAAUGAUGUAAUGCACUGGCCGCCCCAAAGCAUCUUUUGUUGUGGCAUGGUUAUUCCAGUCAUCUCUUUAUGAAUCAGAUGUGAGGGGCUGCUUUGUGGAAGGAGCCCUUUGCAAGAGCACAUCAGCGGGAAAGAGAAAGAGACAUUCACUUGGAGGGCUCUUGCUGAAAAUGGGUUUAACUCUGCUUUUGCCAGUCACCACCAGCCUGACCUCAUACAGUUGUAGUACAAUGGAGUGGCUGAGCCUUUGAGCACACCACCAUUACAUCAUCGUGGCAAAUUAAAGAGGGAGGUGGGAAAAGAGGACUUAUUGUUGUCAUGGCCCAUGAGAUGAUUGGGACUCAAAUUGUUACUGAGAGGUUGGUGGCUCUGCUGGAAAGUGGAACGGAAAAAGUGCUGCUAAUUGAUAGCCGGCCAUUUGUGGAAUACAAUACAUCCCACAUUUUGGAAGCCAUUAAUAUCAACUGCUCCAAGCUUAUGAAGCGAAGGUUGCAACAGGACAAAGUGUUAAUUACAGAGCUCAUCCAGCAUUCAGCGAAACAUAAGGUCGACAUCGAUUGCAGUCAGAAGGUUGUAGUUUACGAUCAAAGCUCCCAAGAUGUUGCCUCUCUGUCUUCAGACUGUUUUCUCACUGUACUUCUGGGUAAACUGGAGAAGAGCUUCAGCUCGGUUCACCUGCUUGCAGGUGGGUUUGCUGAGUUCUCCCGCUGUUUCCCUGGCCUCUGUGAAGGAAAGUCCACUCUAGUCCCUACCUGCAUCUCUCAGCCUUGCUUACCUGUUGCCAACAUUGGGCCAACCCGAAUUCUUCCCAAUCUCUAUCUUGGCUGCCAGCGAGAUGUCCUCAACAAGGAGCUGAUGCAGCAGAAUGGGAUUGGUUACGUGUUAAAUGCCAGCAACACCUGCCCCAAGCCCGACUUUAUCCCCGAGUCGCAUUUCCUGCGAGUGCCUGUGAAUGAUAGCUUUUGUGAAAAGAUUUUGCCGUGGUUGGACAAAUCAGUCGAUUUCAUUGAGAAAGCGAAAGCCUCCAAUGGGUGUGUCCUCGUGCACUGUUUAGCUGGGAUCUCCCGCUCCGCCACCAUCGCUAUUGCCUACAUCAUGAAGAGGAUGGACAUGUCCUUAGAUGAAGCUUACAGAUUUGUGAAAGAAAAAAGACCUACUAUAUCUCCAAACUUCAAUUUUCUGGGCCAACUCCUGGACUAUGAGAAGAAGAUUAAGAAGCAGACUGGAGCAUCAGGGCCAAAGAGCAAACUCAAGCUGCUGCACCUGGAGAAGCCGAAUGACCCUGUCCCUGCGGUCUCAGAGGGUGGACAGAAAAGCGACACGUCCCUCAGUCCACCCUGUGCCAACUCUGCUACCUCAGAGGCAGCAGGGCAAAGGCCUGUGCACGCUGCCAGUGUGCCCAGCGGACAGCCAUCACUGUUGGAGGACAGCCCGCUGGUACAGGCGCUCAACGGGCUCCACCUGGCCUCAGACAAGCUGGAAGACAGCAGUAAGCUCAAGCGUUCCUUCUCUCUGGAUAUCAAAUCCGUUUCGUACUCAGCCAGUAUGGCAGCGUCCUUGCAUGGUUUCUCCUCAUCAGAAGAUGCUCUGGAAUAUUACAAACCUUCCACCACUCUGGAUGGGACCAACAAGCUAUGCCAGUUCUCUCCAGUUGAGGAAGUAUCAGAGCAGACUCCAGAAACCAGUCCCGAUAAGGAGGAAGCCAACAUCCCCAAGAAACCUCAGACUACCAGGCCUUCAGAUAGCCAGAGCAAGCGAUUACACUCAGUAAGAACCAGCAACAGUGGUGCCACCCAAAGGUCCCUCUUAUCUCCGCUGCAUCGAAGUGGGAGUGUGGAGGACAACUACCACACUAACUUCCUUUUUGGCCUCUCCACCAGCCAGCAACACCUCGCGAAGUCUGCCGCAGGGCUGGGCCUCAAGGGCUGGCACUCGGAUAUCUUGGCUCCCCAGACCUCCACCCCUUCCUUGACCAAUAGUUGGUAUUUUGCCACAGAGUCCUCUCACUUCUACUCCGCCUCAGCCAUCUAUGGAGGCAAUGCCAGUUACUCCGCCUACAGCUGUAGCCAGCUGCCCACUUGCAGUGACCAAGUCUAUUCUGUGCGCAGGCGGCAGAAGCCAAGCGACAGAGCUGACUCGCGGCGAAGCUGGCACGAAGAGAGCCCCUUUGAAAAGCAAUUUAAACGCAGAAGCUGCCAGAUGGAAUUUGGAGAGAGCAUCAUGUCCGAGAACAGGUCGCGGGAGGAACUGGGGAAGGUGGGCAGCCAGUCCAGCUUUUCGGGCAGCAUGGAGAUCAUCGAGGUCUCCUGAGAAGAAAGGCUCUUGUGACUUCUAUGGACAGUUUUUUUCUUGUUCACAAAAAAUAUUCCCUGUAAAUCUGAAAUAUAUAUAUGUACAUACAUAUAUAUUUUUGGAAAAUGGAGCUAUGGUGUAAAAGCAAAAGAUGGAUCAACACCGUUGUUCUCUUAACAUCUGCAUUUGAGAGAUCUGCUAAUAUUUCUCCCAACAAAAGUGGAAGGGCAUAUGCUAGAUUCCCCCCCCAAACAGCUGAAACGGUUUUCUGCAAUGAAUUGCACAUCCUCUUGUGCUUACUGAAUCAAGUUCUAUUUGGUGUUGGAGACAGAAUCCCCUACCAGUUUCAUGUUGCGCUACAAAGAAAUCUCAAAUGCUAGUCUUUGUCCAGUCCCUUCCAUAGUGCACCUUAGCGCUGAGACUGAGCCAGCUUGAGGGUCGGGUGGGUAGACCCUAUUAGGGACAGAACCUAAUGGUAAAUCCAAGAGAAAUGAUCACAUCCAAAGCUGACUAACAAAUUCACGCUCACCUGACAGCUGAGUGAUACGAGCAUCAUUCUGCUGGACGGACCAUUAGGGGGCCUUGCCAAGAUCUCCUUUAGAGCAAACCCAGUACCUCAGACCGAAAGUCGGGCCUUUCACCACUCCCACGUCUGGUAGCCCGUGUUCUAGGCAUUGUGAAUAAUAGGUAGGUAGCUAGUCACACUUUUCAGACCAAUUUCAACUGUCUAUGCACAAAUUUCCAGUUGGGCCUGGAUGGAGGUAGUUCAGUUUUUCUUUCUUCUUCUCAGCUUUAUGAAGAAAGAGAAGGGAAACCAUCUGGGAUUCAAUUUAACAGCCAGGAAUCUGGCAGCAUAAUGAUUUAAGCUAAGGUUGGGAGGCUAAACAAGUCUACCUCCCUCUUUAUAAAUCAAAGAAUUGUUCAAAAUGGGAUUGUUAAUCCUUGAAGUAAAGAUUAACUUGGUUUCAAGCCCGAUGUGAAUUUACUUGGUAGCAGAACAGCAGCACCUUCAAGUUCUCAGCCAAAGUAGAUGUUUUUCAUUUGUUUCAUUGCACAGAUACAUUUUGUAAAAAUGUAACAAUAAGGCAGAAUUUUAUAGGAAACUACCAAGGAGGAGGAAGACUAUGGAAAGAUUCAAGAAGGUAAAAUUGCUGAGGAGAAGCAGGAAACGGUUCUUUUCUUGAUGGGUUUUUUCCCCUUAGCAAGUGAUGAGGGUGGUAUUUCUAUAAUUUCCUUAGACUUUCAGAUUUACCGAUAGGGUUGAGAGGCUUGAGUAAGCAAGGAAUGUUCAGAACCAAACAGUAUAGGGAGGUGAGGAGACGGCGGUUGGAUUUGUUUCAUUGUGAGCAGAGUGGAAAGCCACAGCCAAGCUAUUGUCAGAAACUGUCCCCAGCAUUUUUUUUAGUAGAAGGGACAUAUCAGAAUGGAGCGGGACCAAGGCCAUCUCUCAGCCCUUGACCUACAAUCACUGUAUGGAAUCAAUCCUGGCAGCUGAAAUGGGCGGUGAUUAGAACAAGUACACAAGUGAUAGUAUGUAUCUGCUUUUAAACUUCCUGGCUUGAGUUCUGUCAACAGUGUGGUCCUCUAAUGAAGCCUUAAUUCAUGUCAGCAGCUUUUUGGAGGUGGGGGGUGGUGGUAUCAUUGUUCUUUACUGUCAGUGUAGCUAGUUGCUGACUCAUAUCUCAGGUUUUUCUAUGUUUGAGAAAUGGACAGUCCUUUGACUAGCAUGUGACUUCAUGUUUCCUAUGGUGACUGCUAAAACCAGCACAGAAUGACAUGAUUCAAAACUGACUUGAUCACGACGACGAUGACCCUCACUGAACUGGUCAUGCACAAGUCACGUACUGUGAGGUGGGUAUCAAGUGAGGGCAGAAAGAGGGUAACUGAGCGCAUUGUUACCAUAUUGAAAAAGUUCUGUUAAAUGAUAAGUUGGUUUUUCUAUAUACAUUUAAAUUUUGGAUGUAAUCAGACAUUCUCAAGGUUUCACACAGCAAUUUUUGAUGUGUUGUGUAUAUGCACACCAAAUGGGUAACAGCUCACUGUUUCCAGAGUCUGGUCACAACUGUCAAACAUUGUUAAGAAAUGAAAGCAAUAGCUCUAAUGUUAGUAUGUUUCAGGAGGGUUGGGGACGUGGUUUUCAUGAGAUCUUUGGGCAGCAGUUUGCCUUCCAUCAUUUGGGCUUUCUCUUGGCCACGGUCCCCUUCCUUCCUGUGACUGUGAUGUAGUCAGACACUACAACCCGUAGUCCUUGAUUGCUAAUGUCAAAUAAUCAGUUCUCGGAAUCAAGACUACCCUGCAGAAGGGCAGCCUCAGCGCAGCCCUGGAGCUGCUUGGGGCGUCUGCAGGCCGUGUGGGGUUGGCCUCUUCAGCACGUAAUCGUGGGGAGGCCCUGGAGUCUACUAGGAUGAUACAGAAUGGUCAUUUUAAAGAGCAAAACUAGACUUCUAUGUGAGAAAUGCUGGAAAAUGGUUUAGGACAUUUGUAAAAUUAGGUGGAAAGACUGUAUAAAUGUUUAAUAUGAAUAUAGUGUUCUUUGGGAGUAUGGCAAGCUGUUGAAUGGUUAAAUUGUGCAUUUCUCAUUUUGAUGUGUCAUGUAUGUUAAUAUGAUGAAAUAAAAUCAAAACUGGUACCUGUUUAUACA
Ceratotherium simum simum (southern white rhinoceros) is the source of this 5734-nucleotide messenger RNA. Lineage: Eukaryota; Metazoa; Chordata; Mammalia; Perissodactyla; Rhinocerotidae. The record is from RefSeq and is a predicted model, not a curated record.